Danio rerio (zebrafish) is the source of this 2106-nucleotide messenger RNA. Lineage: Eukaryota; Metazoa; Chordata; Actinopteri; Cypriniformes; Danionidae. The record is from RefSeq and is a predicted model, not a curated record.
UAGAAAUAGUCUUGGGGUCGUACACAAUGUUACCAUCAACAACCAGUUUACCCAUGCUAUUAUAACUGGCAUUAGACUUCUCUGUAACCUAAAAAGUUUGCAGUGUAUUGUUUGCCCUGCUCCAUCCACAUCCUCACAGAUCAUAAAUGCACCUUCAGUUUUUUUAACUUGUAACUAUCAUCAUGUUGUUCUUGUAAUGUAUUGGGUAAAGCAGUUUCAUCACUUCACAAGGUUUCAGAGGGACUCUGGGUUACAACAAUUAUUUGCCACUUCCUUGUUUGCUACUUUCGAUGACGUCACAGACCACCUGACGUCUCACAAUUCCACUUUAAAAACCGGCUGCUUGUCUCUGCAUGUAGGAUUUUGGAAUACGAGGUCCUCGAAAGCAGCCGAUGAUCAUCAUGGCGAUCAAAACAAUCUUGUUUUUAGUGCUAAUUGCACAUGUACGCAGCGUCUCCUCAAAAGGUGAGGAGAGUUUUGUUAUAGAAGAAAAACGACCCACACAGCAAACACUCACAGAAGCACUGAACUCUACACUGAGUAAUUUUACACUGAUCCAAAAAGAGCUCAAUACUUCAUUGCAUAUCUCAGAUCAGGCUGUCGAGUUCCUGAAAGGCCCGCUGGUCACCCGCUUCAUGCCGUCCUUCUACAUCAUCAUCAUCCUCAUCAGUUUGCCUCUGAACGCUUUGGCUUUGGUGACGUUCACCUGCAGGAUCAGAGAAAAGAAACCAGCUGUGAUCUACAUGUCUCACCUGGCGUGUGUGGAUCUGCUCUUCGCCCUGCUGCUGCCUCUGAAGAUCCACUACCAGCUGAACGCUUCUGAUUGGCUGUUUGGUGAGGCGGCGUGUCGUGUGCUCACUGCAGCUUAUUACUGCUACAUGUACUGCUCCAUACUGCUGAUGAUGUGCAUGAGUGUGGACAGACUGCUGGGCGUUGCGCUUCCCAUCGCUUCGUUAACCUGGAGGAGCACAAGGAAAGCCUCAUGCGUGUGUGUGCUGGUCUGGCUGCUGGCGCUCGCUGGUACUGUGCCACUGCUCUCAAUGAGACAAACCUUUCUAAUUAAAAAUGUGGGCAUGACCUGUCACGAUGCGCUGGAGCAAGAUUCAACAGAACAGGUUUACCUGUACCUCUUCUUCAUCCUCUCCUGCCUGUAUUUCUUUGUGCCGCUGGUCAUCACUUUAGUGAGCUACUCCACCAUCAUAUAUGUGCUCAGUGUAAAGUCCGACCGCAUUUCUUCAUCUUCAUCCAACAGAAACAGAGCUGUGAUCAUGACUGCUUCUGUGCUGACUGAGUUUGUUGUGUGUUUUGGUCCAACCAAUGGCAUCUUGUUGUAUCACUGCAUUCGUUUAGCUACUGGAAUAAAAGGGGAGGGAAAUUCAUCAUAUGCUUCAUACAUGUUGGCUGUGUGUUUGGGGAGCGCAAGUGUUUUUCUGGACCCUCUUUUGUACUAUUAUGGUUCAUCUCAUUACAGAAAGAUAAUCAAGUCUGUGCUGAGAAGGAAAAAGCAGAAAAAGCAACCCCACGUAACGCAACUGUUACUAAAAACCAGCCCUGCAGUGACGUGUGAAACUUAAGGUGCCUUAUUAUGCUUUUGUACUCCAAUAUCAUGCAGUGUGUACUGUAACUCAUUCAUUCAUUUUCCUUCGGCUUAGUCCCAGAUUUAUCAGGGGUCGACACAGCGGAAUGAACCGCCAACUACUCUGGUAUAUGUUUUAAGCAGAGGAUACCAUUCUAACUACAGAAAUUGUAAAUGUGUGUUCACUGAAGGCGGUGAGAACGUCAAAGUAGCUGGAAGUCAUUAGCUUUCAUUGGGAGCCGGCGGUGAUAAGCAGGGAUGAGCUGUGUGGCAGUUAAGACGGACAGCUUUGUCGCCAUGGUGGCCUUCAUGAAAUGGUAAUAAUAAACAUUUACAAAGCGAUUUAAUACUUUCGAAAGUCAUGAUCGCAAUAUAUAUGUCCAUGCCUAAUAUCCGAUGGCCAGAAAGUGAUUUAUUGUUUUAUAAAUUGUUAAAAUUUUGGUAUUUGUUAUGCAUCAAGCCCAGAGAUUGUUGUGUACACUAUGACUUUAUGUAAAAUUUACUUUAAUGUGUGAUAGGAAUAAAGUGCG